UAUAUUUUCUCUGCAGAAACUUGAAAGUGUUUGAAGUUCGCUUACAUCCAGAUAAGAUCGUCUAUUAGCGGAAUGCAGAUUCCAUAAUUGGCCAACAUGAGUUUGGGGACCAGUGCUAGUGAUAGUGACUUUUCACAACUAAAGCGGGAGCAGCCCUUCUUCACCACCAAAGCCCAUGUGUUCCAGAUUGACCCCGAGACAAAGAAGAACUGGGUUCCAGCAUGUCAGUCGUCCGUCAGUGUCUCCUAUUACUAUGACAGUACCAGGAAUACCUAUAGGAUUAUCAGUGUGGAUGGAUCCAAGGCGAUAAUUAAUAGUACCAUCACCCCGGGGAUGACCUUCACAAAGACGUCACAGAAGUUCGGGCAAUGGUCAGAUCCUCGGGCCAACACUGUUUAUGGACUAGGGUUUACGUCCGAGGCAGAUCUUGCCAAGUUUAUUGAAAAGUUCAAGGAAGUGAAGGAAUUGACGAGGCAGCAGGUAACACAACAGAAUGCUCAGGUGAAUGGUAAUGGAAGUAGUGAUGACGGACAUGUGGCGCCAGGGACGCCACAACAGGGGAGACAAUUCCUACACACACGCAGCUCUAGUCUGUCUGCCAUGCAGGUUGGGGAUGGACAGGGACAAGGUCAGGAAAGCCGUGAACCAGUGAAUCUAAGGGAACGUAGAAACUCCUUCAAUACUCCAGGCUCUCCCCAGCCAAACUCACCAGAUGGCCAACUCAAAUACGAAAACGACCGACUCAAAUUAGCACUAGCACAAAGCUCAGCAAAUGCCAAGAAAUGGGAGAUCGAAUUACAGACACUGAAGAACAAUAAUGCACGUCUGACUGCUGCUCUCCAGGAAAGCACGGCUAAUGUAGAGGAGUGGAAAAAACAGCUCGCCGCGUACAAGGACGAGAGUACUCGCAUGAAGAAAAAGAUUGUUGAGAUGGAGAAGCAACAGAAUUCAUCGGAACAAGUCGGGGCUCUUCAGGGGGAAUUAUCACAGCUGACUGAACGCCUCGAACGGGUACAACUUGACAACCAAGACAAACAAGAUGAGAUUAACCAACUAAGUAUGAGAUUGACUGACAUGACGGCCAAGGAGUCGGCCAGUUCUGGCUUACACGGACAAAUACGGACAUUAGAGGAAGAAAAUCAAUCACUAGCACUCAAGGUAGAGGACUACCAUCGACAAUUACAGGAGUGUCGCAUGUCACAUGAUCAAGACUCCAACGAUCUCCUACAUCUACAGGAUCAGCUGGGCUCCAAAGUGACAGAAAUGUAUGAAAUACACGAACAGAUUAUCUCUUUAAUACGCAAGGAAUCCAACAGUUGAUACUCAGCAAUAACACUUACUCUCUAUGUCUUCCUUAUAUCGUCAUAUAUUAUUUCUGCCGCUUCUUCAGUUGUUGUUGAAGGUUAUGGAUCUUCAUUUGAUACCCAUGCUGCAGCAGUUGCCAUUUCCUAAUUGUUGUUGCUUUCUUGGAUAAAUCUGGAAUACUUGAAACAGUUGAUGAAGAUUCGCUGUCAGCAAUGUUUCAGGGAGAAGGUGCGAGACCACUGACAAAGGGAAGUAACCAGUUAGGCAGUGAGGUGCCCAGUCAGCAAAUAUGAUUCUAUCGGAUUGAGUCAGUGUCAGCAGUUCUUCAGGUGCCCUGUCAGCAAAUAUAAUUCUAUUGGAUUGAGUCAGCGUCAGUUUUAGUGAUCUGUAUCAACCAGUCAAGGGAGAUAACCAGUUAGCCAAAUGAUUUUAUGGUACCGGCAAUGAUGACCGAGGGAAUUAGACAUUGUUCAUUAUGUUGUAUUAUGUGAUAUCACAUAUGUUAGGUUUUUAAAAAGUUGAUAUAUUCCUCUUUUCAAUCUGUUACUUACAUUGAUUUCAAUAUUUAAUUUUAUGUCAAAGCAUGUAUAGGAAAUUAGCAAAAUUGUACGGUGUAUGUUGAAUUCUACAAUAAUUUUCAAUGGAAUAGCUUGGUGAGUUAUACAGAGUAUGGUCUCGCCUGUAUUUGACUGUGUUAAGACUAUACUCCUUACUGUGGACAGUAUUUCUCCAUGAUAUCAUUUCCUAUGGACACUACUUCUCUGACAGACAUUUUCCCAUAGAAACAAAUAAUGUGUGAUAACACGUUAUCAUAUUAAAUGUUGAUAUAAACAAUGGCAGCACACUUUGAAACAAUAAGCACAGAGGAGCUAAGACAGAGCAACAUGUAUCAGUAAUAUUGUGUCCGUCUGUAUAGUUGUUAUCAUCCAAUGACAUAGUACUUAUGUAGUAAAUCUAUGAUUACCUUCCCAGAAGGAUUUUUCCCUAGUAGUGCUGUCAGGAGAAGUAGUGUCCAUGCUUAUUUAUUUGAAGUAAUUUCUGUAAGAUAUAUCUUGAGAUAUAUGAAUAUACUUUUGAGUUAAGGAUUUUUACAUUUUCAAUACAAUGAAAGUUUAACAUGUGACCUGAUGCGGAAUGAAUGAAGUCUUUUUUUUUUUUUUUUUUAUGUAUAAAUAUGGUUUUUGGUUAUAUUUAUGUUUUAAAGGUGGCACAAUCGCACAAGGAAAUGUGUUAUUCAAUCAAUGAUUUCAUAUGUCAGUCAUUUGUUGAAGAAAUAAUGAGCCAUUCCAGAUUUAAAAUUCAGCAAAGAUGACAAAUACAAAAGAGAAAAUAAUCCCUUGUAAAAAGCCUAAACGUCUUUUUCUCAAGAGAAAAACUGAUACUCUUACUGUAAUAUUUAUUGAGAAAAAUGCAUCCUUAGAAUUUCACUGUCAUUGAUAUAUCAUCACUGAUGACUCUGUCAUUUGUUGUCAUCACAUCAUCAACACUCCUGGUGCUUUGGAUAUUACAAAGUCGUUAAGGUUUCUCCUCCUUUAUAGUCAAAAACAAAAACUCAGAUUGCUGUUGAAGUGAACUUUUUUAGUGUUUGCUAAAACUUUACUGUCUGUAAUCUGUGACAAUUUUCAUCACUCAUAUUACACAUUGAAAUAUCAGUUACUGAAAUAUUUCUUAAUGAAAGCAUGAUGCUGUCACACAAAUUUGCCAAUACUGGUAGUCAAAAAUGUUUUAGAGACAUGUAAUGUAUAUCGUGGUUUAAUUUCUACUUAGGAAAAUUUGUUUUAGUAUUUUGUUUAAAUAUUGAUCAUUAGUAUUGAAGUAUUUUUUGUCUUCAAUAAUUUUAUAAGUUAUUUAUGGCAGACUAGAAUUGCCGCUUAUUGAUGGUUGUUUUAAUAGAUCUGAAAUAAAUUCCAUAAAAAUGCAGUUCCUCUCUUGAAUUUUACCCCAGUGUUUUUGUUUCCCCGAGUGAAUAAUACUGUAGAAAAAAAACCUGGCCCCUGUGACUGUAAAAAUACUAGAAAAGCACAUGCAGUUCAGAACUCAGGAAUCUUUUACUCAAAGUAAUUAAAUUGUUUUAUCUGAAUGAGUCUUUUAUAACUGAAGUCUUAAUCUUAUGUUUUAUCAUAUAUAUAUUCAUCAAGUUCUUCAUUUUAGCCAUAAAGCUUGAAUUUCAUGUUUAGGUAAGUGUAAAAUUGUUCAUAAAUGUGUAACUUAAUACACUAACUUCAACUUUCUAUUGUGUAAGAAAGCUGUAGAGAAACAGAGAAAUAUGUGGUAAAUGUUUAAUACAGUCCGAGUCUCGAUAAUCUAGCCCCUGUGCUUCACAUUUUAUUGUCAGUUUGUGAAUAAUUGCUGUGACAAUUUUUGAAAGGGAAAUGUGUCCCCCGAGAUAUAUUUAAUUGUCUCGCAACUGGAUGAAUUAAUUAAGUGCAUAUGGUGACCAAAAUUAGAAAAACUUGACCAAUUAGUGGAUGGUUUUGCUAUGUAAAGCAGUAGGCUUACAAAAUAUUUGUAUUUUUUCUUUUAUUGAAUUAGCUAGAAAACUUAACAAUUUACUAGAUAUAUUGGCCAGUAUUGAAAGUUAAAGUUAUAAAUUUGUCAAAGAAUUAUAGAUAUUGUAGACAUAAUGAUAUUUUUGUAGUCUAUGAAUGUUGAAUAUUUACAUUAGUAUUAUUGUACACAAAACAGCUGAGGACAUCAGGAAUAAAAUGUUGUAAACUGUAGAUACCGGUCAUAAAUCAAAACUACAAAUCUUCUUUUAUAAAUCCAGGAAUGUUUUGUAUUAUUCUAGAAUAUAUUUGACACUUAUCUGGAGGGAUGAGGGUGUGAAUACAUGUACAAACUAUAUACAGAUCUGUUAAAUAAAUCAAUUAAACCCCCAAACAUUUUUGGGGAAAAUAAUUGUAUGUCCAUGCAUGGUGCUCAGAAAAGUAACUUACAAAAUAAAGUAUUUAGUAGUGAAUUUUAAUCUUGGUUUGAAAUCCAAGAGAAACACAAAUACAAUAUGAUGUUCUACAAUUCUGGUAAUUUUACUUACUACAAAGGACUUGUUUCUUAAUCCAAGGAUUUGUUUUUAACUAUUUUAACUGUGCCUGAGUAAAAUAGUUAUAUUCAGUACUGAUGUUGUAUCUUCAUUAAACAUUCUGCAUUAAUUGAUUGUGAACCCAUUAAACAAAAGUUUCAUAUUCAUGUUGAGAUGUAGAGUCGUACAUAUUGUGUACAGUUUGAUUAUAAAGCUUGGUGUUAGUGUUUUGUCAGUUUAUCCGUCCUGUCCUUGAAUGUCCUGAUCCCUCCUACAUGUACCAUGACCACUAAGUGCCCCUUUUGUAGCUUCAUUCAGUACCCCUAGAUACGACCCCUCCCUUGGUUUCCCCAACCCCAUGACUUCAAACACUGCCUUGGGGUCAUCCACGUCCUGCUGCCAUAGUUCCCCCCCCCCCCCCCCCCCCCCCCCCCCCCCAAUGUCUAAUGUUAACCCUACUGCUGUUGUUCAGGUUACUUUGUUAAAUGUUUUGAUCAGCUGUAUAUUAAAUUAUUGAAUUUGGUUUUUAUCUAGUUCUCUUAGAUAUAUGAAUUAUCACACAAGUGUAUCGGUAUGUGGUUCUGUUGUUUGUAUAAGGGUAUCAUUUUGUCUUCAGGAAUUUCCCUGUGUUUGUGAACUAGUCUGUUAUUUUCUUCUUCAUGAAGAUUUGAAACAUUUCUACUACAUACUUCACUCAAAACUUAUUAUGUUGAUUUGAUUGUUUGUACUAUUUGUGUAUUUUAUUGAAAGCAAUAAUCAGAUUUUGAAAGGAUAUUUUCUUUGUUUUUAUUGUUUUAAAUCUUCAGUUGUUUUGUGUGUUAUCAAAAUGUGUUAGUGAAGAAAUUCUUUAUACAUUUGUAAGUUAUUAUGACAGUAUUUGUGUUGUUUCUCUCAGAAACUGCAUGCCUAGUGAUGAAUGCUAGUGAAAUGCAAGAUUUUAUUUUUAAUUUUUUUUUUUUUUAAAGCAUUGUACCUGCUAUCUGAUCUGACUGAUAUAAGCAGCAACAUAUCAUUUUACUGCAUAGAACAUGAUUUAAUAUCUAUUGUGUCAUCAUCAGGGUUUAUUUAUCUAGUAUUGUUUCCAAACAAGAUGUUGACACGGGUCGAUCCUGUGUUCCAUGUAUCCUCUUAUAUAGUAGAGGUUAGAUACAUGUUUCUUGACACAAUAUUUUUAUCUGUAUCAUCAAGUUCAGUUUUAUUUCAGAAAGUGAAAUAACAGUAUCAGUUUUAUUAUCUAGAUCUGUCAUCUGUACGGUAGUAGAAAUUUAUUUUCCCUCUGUACAAAACCUUAUUGUUGAUUCUCUGUUCUUUUAGAUAAUAUUAAUUUUAAAUUUUCUUUGUGUUAAAGAUGCAAAUUGCCCAAUCUUGUCACGACCCUAUCCACAUCUAUCAAACUCAAGGAUGUGAUUGGUUAUUUUAUAAAAUUUUGACUUAAUUACUAGAUAGUUCCAUAUAUCCUUAGAAAACAGUAAUGUAACAACAUUUAAAGUUUCACCGAGAUAAAAUUUUAGAUUAUUAAAUUCAAGCACACGAUAUUACAUGUAAUAGUUGUAAGAAUUAAAAAUAAUACACAUCUAAUAGGUUGGUGAAUUUCUGUUGUUAGUGUCCAAAGAACUUGAUAAUUUGAAAGAACAUUGAGGUUUGUAAUUGAUGGCAGUGUUGUGGAGAGCGAAAUAUGCUGAAAUGUUGCUUCGUGAUCAGAGUAGCCAAAAUGUGUACCAUUUAUUUCGCCUUUGUAGAUAAAACAGAUAUACAUAUUUACAAGUUUUAUUUAUUUAUGAUAUAUAUCUAUGCAAUAUACACGUACAAAUUUUAUUUCAGACUAUGUAGUUAUAAAACAUCAGAUAAUGUUCUUGAUGAAAAAUACAUAUAUCUAAAAUAAAAACAGUAAAAUGGC
Messenger RNA from Pecten maximus, 6221 nucleotides. Its product is annotated as homer protein homolog 2-like. The record is from RefSeq and is a predicted model, not a curated record. Gene Ontology annotation, biological process: regulation of store-operated calcium entry; G protein-coupled glutamate receptor signaling pathway. Gene Ontology annotation, cellular component: cytoplasm; plasma membrane. Gene Ontology annotation, molecular function: G protein-coupled glutamate receptor binding. NCBI's taxonomy places the organism in Eukaryota, Metazoa, Mollusca, Bivalvia, Pectinida, Pectinidae.